Eucalyptus grandis is the source of this 3066-nucleotide messenger RNA. Its product is annotated as RNA-binding protein BRN1. Gene Ontology annotation, molecular function: mRNA binding. The transcript is spliced from 10 exons. Bases 260 to 1639 code for a protein of 459 amino acids. The record is from RefSeq and is a predicted model, not a curated record. Lineage: Eukaryota; Viridiplantae; Streptophyta; Magnoliopsida; Myrtales; Myrtaceae. Gene Ontology annotation, cellular component: nucleus; cytoplasm; ribonucleoprotein complex.
CGAAGAGAGAGAGAGAGAGAAGAAAGGAAAAAAAAAAAAAAACACUCGCGAAGAAAAGAAAGAGAAAAGGGAAUUCGCAGCCAGCGAAGCAAAGCGUCUUCUAUAGAGAGAGAAACCUGCAUUCUCUAGAGAGAAGAGAGAGAGAAGGGGGCGUCGUUCCGGCGGGUUCUAGAGAGAGAGAGAGAGAGAGAGAGGAGAGAGAGUGUCGGAGGGAGGGAGGGAGAGAGAGAGGGGAGCAUUCUUGCUGCGGAGUGCGUUAAUGGCGGAGGAGGAGAGGAAGGAGAAGGAGAAGGAGAAGGAGGAGGAAGAGGAGGUGGAGGUGGAGGUGGAGGGGCCGGUGGCGCUGGCGGCGGAGGGGGGCGGCGACGGCGGCGGCGAGGAGGAGAGCGUGAAGUUGUUCGUCGGCCAGGUCCCGAAGAGCAUGACCGAGGGGGACCUCCUCGCCAUGUUCCGGGAGUUCGCGCUCGUGGACGAGGUCAACGUCAUCAAGGACAAGGCCACGCGGGCCUCCCGCGGUUGUUGCUUCGUGAUAUGCCCGUCGAGGCAGGAGGCCGACAAGGCGAUCGGCGCGUGCCACAACAAGCGGACGUUACCGGGGGCAUCUAGUCCACUGCAAGUGAAGUAUGCAGAUGGAGAGUUGGAAAGGCUAGAACACAAACUCUUUGUUGGCAUGCUUCCGAAGAAUGUCUCUGAAGAUGAAGUAGCUGCUGUUUUUUCAAAAUAUGGUACUAUUAAGGACCUGCAUAUAUUAAGAGGUUCUCAAAAAACCAGCAAAGGUUGUGCUUUUAUAAAGUAUGAGACGAAGGAACAAGCACUUGCAGCCCUAGAUGCCCUGAAUGGAAAGCAUAAAAUGGAGGGUUCAAGUGUUCCCCUUGUUGUCAAAUGGGCAGAUACUGAAAAGGAAAGGCAAGCUCGAAGAGCUCAGAAAGCUCAAUUUCAGAAUGCUGCUAGUAUGCAAAAUACUGAUUCACAACAUCCAUCAUUGUUUGGGGCACUGCCUAUGGGUUACAUGCCUCCAUAUAACGGAUAUGGCUAUCAGGGUCCUGGAACUUAUGGGCUCAUGCAAUACCAAUUGCCACCAGUGCAGAAUCAAUUCCAUAACAUGAUUCCUCCUGCCAACCGGGGAAACGCUUUGCGUGCAGUUUCACCUGAAGUAUCGGCCAGAAAUUAUGCAUUGCCUCCUGCAAGUUAUAUGAGUUCUCCGUACCAUGCAGUGCCCGGUGUUCAGUAUCCUCUUGCGUACGCUGGAGGAAUGAUGAGUCACCGACCUUUAAGUGGUUCUGCAAGUGUUGCUGCUCCUGUGUCUCUGGAUGGUGACUCUGCAUCAUCUUCAGUUGCUGGUCCUAGUGGUGGAGGUCAACUUGAAGGACCAGCUGGUGCUAAUUUAUUCAUUUAUCACAUACCACAAGAAUUUGGUGAUCAAGAGCUUGCCAAUGCUUUUAAGGCAUUUGGUAGGGUUUUGAGUGCUAAAGUAUAUGUUGAUAAAGCAACCGGUAUUAGCAAAUGUUUUGGUUUCGUUAGUUAUGACUCGCCUGAAGCUGCCGAAUCUGCUAUUAGUGCAAUGAAUGGACGUCAAUUAGGUGGUAAGAAAUUGAAAGUUCAGCUCAAAAGAGACAAUAGACAAAGUAAACCUUAUUGAUAUUAAGGUGAGUCAUUCAAGGAAGCUGAAUUUUCUCCUUUAUGUGCACGUGCUUCAACCUAGAUAACACGGGGUUCUCUGCAGUACAGAUUUGUGGGAUGGAUUGGAAUAAUCUUCAUCUCAUACGGUUCUCCAUCCUACUUGUAAUUGUCUGGCGGGAUUAGACUACAAACUUGUAAUUCAUGGUACAUAUUCUGUGCCAACAUGAUUUGUAAACCUUUGUAUCAUGGAAGCUCAUUUAGACAUUAAUGAUUGAUUUGUUGAUUUAUCUCUUGACUUUUAGUUGUAUAGUUCAAUGAAACAUCUGUUACCAUUGACUUUCUUCCAACUCUCCAAUGGCCUUUCCUUUUUGGUCCCUGCAACUUUUGCUAUGUUCUUUGUCGCUGCUUCAUUUUCUGCUUUUCAUGUGGAUAAUAUAGUUUAAGCAGUGACGUUGCAUCUGGAGUUUAUCGUACAACAAAUUAUCUCCUGGCAUUUGACAAUGCUUGCAAAUCCAUCCUCACCGUCCUGUGAACUUACUCUCUUGGGCGAAUAUUUAGUAUGGUACCAAGUUACACGAUGUGCUUGCCAUCGUCAAGUUUGAAGGAAGACAGGUAUUGCUGACCUACUAGUUUUUGAGGUAUGCCCUUCUCAGUGAAGUGGUCAUUUUGUACUCGACUACUUUGGCAAUUGCUUAAUAGCAAUAUGACUAAAUGCCACUUUCAGUUAAAGAUUGGAACUUCAUCGGGAACCUGUUUCUUUGGGUAUCUUCUUGCCCUUUUUUCAGUAACUUUUACUCAGUGAUGGAGGAUUUUUUUGACGAUAUCUGAUUGUUUGAAUGCAUGUUAUACAUUGACAUAUUAAUCUUUUUCUUAGUGCUAGUGCACUGAUUUCAGCUGUUGGAAGUGCAUAUGCCAUACCCAGAACAACCUAUUUGGUUUCUUAUUCAGGACUGUUGCUGCGUUGCUCCAGUUUUGGAAAUCUGAUCUUAGGUUGUGAUUAUUCCAUUUACUGAUUCUGCUUCAUCUGGUAAAACUAGGUUUCAAGAAAAAAGAGGAUUUGAUGAGAAUAAUCAUGUACACUAGUUUUCCGGAGGUGAUCAAUGUAGACAGGGUGUGGACUUUGCAUCUUUUAUUAGUCUGCUAAGUUCCUUGCGUAGUCACAAAUAUGGGAAACUUGUCAGCCUAAUUCAGUUUUUGUAUUUGUAAGGUUCUACUUCAUAUUGUUAAGAGUGUACUGUUUACUGCUUUAGAAUUCUAGAUGAACAAAUGGUGAAGUUAGCUCUAGAUUUUUCUUUCCUUUUCUUGGGGGAAUUUGACCUCUUGAAAAAAAAGAGGAUGGAAUCGAUUCUUUUCCACAUUGUGAGCUGCUGAUUUUUGAUUUUGGCAUUUCUAGUUGUGGAUGUAAAAUGGCUCCCCAUGUCCUAUUGAAGUGGCAACCGUUGAAUC